Molecule: messenger RNA, 1071 nt
Organism: Homarus americanus (American lobster)
Lineage: Eukaryota; Metazoa; Arthropoda; Malacostraca; Decapoda; Nephropidae
Exons: 2
Coding region: 34-837 (267 amino acids)
Molecular function (GO): nucleic acid binding
Source: RefSeq, a predicted model, not a curated record
CCAGUAUACAGUUCGUCGCCGAGCCCCUCCAGCAUGCCACGGAGGCACCGAAUAACAAGUGCUACAGAUCGCGAGCGCAUUAUCGAGGCCUACAGAGCCGAACAAGAUUUCCUCGUAGUUGCAGCAGCCCUUGGAGUUCAGCGCACCACGGCAUGCUCCAUUGUGCGAGUAUACCAACGCGAAAACAGGGUUGAAGCGGCUCACGCAGGAGGCAGACACAAGAUCAUCGACAAUGAAACUCUGGAUCUAAUAGUGAUGCUGCUUGAAGCAAACCCUAUGAUGACCUUGAGAGAGAUAAAGGAGGAGGUCAUGGAUAUAUUUCCUACAAAACCACAUUUCAGUGAGGUAACGCUUUCGCGUUAUUUGGAGGGGGAGCUGAUAUCACUGAAAAUGUCCCGUGACUUCCCAGCAGAAAGAAAUUCUCCCGCAGUAAAGGAGGCGAGACACGCGUACGCUACGUGGAUGCUGGCGACGGGUCUACAGCAGCAACUAGUAUACAUUGAUGAGACAGGGUUCAAUCUGUGGACCAAGAGGACGUACGGCAGGGCAAGACGCGGGGAGCGUGUGCAUCGCGCCGUUGGUGGACAGCGUGGCAGAAACACGACAGUGAUUGCUGCGAUAGCUGAACACUGUGGAAUACUCUAUCACGAAAUUCACUAUGGUUCAGUGACGAAGGAAGUAUUCAGUGAUUUCAUCGCAUCACUUGCAGCAAUAAUUAUUGCUGCAAGUGAUGCGAUGAAAUCCGAUUAUAAUCGGAGACGCAAGAUCCAUACUUGUUCUAGACAACGCUCCAAUUCACAACGGUAUCGCAGCAGUCUAUCCCGAGCUGAAUUUUAAAUUUCUCCCUCCAUACUCUCCUUGCUUGAACCACAUAGAAAACUGUUUCUCUGUGUUUAAAUCAUACCUGAAGCAGUACCUCCACCGUGAAGCUCCACGGUGCAACGCGGCCCACGCCAGGCAAGAAGGAGUGACUCUCAAUGCACUGAGGGAGAACAUUUUGCAAGUUGGCAUGGAAUUUGCACUGCCUAGUGUCACGGAACAUGUUGUGUCGCAGUACUAUAACCAUGUCAA